GCCUCUCAUGGAGCUCACUCUCCCGACAUGGAAGCCAACAUUGUAGUUUUGGGCACAGAGAGCGUCGGAAAAUCAGCUCUGACUGUGCGCCUGCUGACCAGGAGAUUCAUUGGAGAGUAUGGAGAUAUUGAAUCCAUCUACAGCCACAGUUUCAUUCUGGAUGGGAGAGAGGUCACACUGAAUAUCUGGGAUGCUCCUUAUUCUGAGGACUUCUCCGCCGAGACGCCGCUCUUUGAGAAGAAGGUCCGGUGGGCGGACGGCUACGUCCUGAUCUACAGCAUCUGCGACCGGGCCAGCUUCAACAGCGUCAGCAGGCUCGUCCACACCAUCAAGUCCACCAAAGACUGCCCCGGCGCCGACAAGACGCCCAUCGUGAUCGUGGGAAACAAGCGGGACCUGCACCACCGGCGGACGGUGCUGAGCGAGGAGGGCCGCCUGCUGGCCCUCAACGCCGACUGCCACUUCUACGAGGUGUCGGCGGCCGAGAACUACCACAGCGUGCUCAUGGUGUUUCACGGCCUGGUGGACAGGAUGAAGGACGCCAAGCCGACAGCCAAGAGGCCCCUGAGGUUCAAGGGCAUCGUGAAAAGCAUGUCUGCCGUGUUCGCCAGGAGACGGACGGACUCGUUUUAGAGAGACGGAAGGGCGACAGGACUUGUCAGUGAAUUAGAGGUCAUAGAGUGUGUUUGAGUGGACGGAUAUUACAGCCUGUCGCCAACAUGUUACCAGAUGUGUCGCAUCACUGUACCAACAAUAAAAGAUCCCCGGGGACGAGACGCGACGGAGAUGGGAGCUGCUUCUGAAAAAGGCUCCCGAGUGGAAAAAACGUCACGAGGAUUCAGAGAACAUGGCCACACAACAGUGUCAGAGAGGCUCAUCGCGUUUCCUUCUCUUCACAUCUAAAAUCACAUCGAUUUCUCGAAGAGACACUCGACAUUCUCUAUUUUGUACUGUGUAGCAAACCUGCAUCGUGUCCAUGUUUCUGCCAUAGAAAGGGGUUCAGAUUGGAAACAGUUCUAUGCACAACAUGCAUGUGCCUUUUAUUUCUGAAGCAUUUGCCAAAGAAAACGAGCAAAAAGCUCCUCAAACCACGUAUAAAGCUCCCUAGAAAAAGGGAUUGGAAAGUGAACUUCAGUCCAGUUCUUGAAAGUAUAAAUGUAUAUUUGUAUAAAUUUAUAUUUAUUCAAGUGGAGAUUUUGUAAAUAAGAAAGGAAACUUUUUUUAUAUUUAUGAAUUCCGACA
Salarias fasciatus (jewelled blenny) is the source of this 1242-nucleotide messenger RNA. RefSeq names its product ras-related and estrogen-regulated growth inhibitor-like protein. Gene Ontology annotation, molecular function: GTP binding; GTPase activity. The transcript has 4 exons. Bases 28 to 633 code for a protein of 201 amino acids. Lineage: Eukaryota; Metazoa; Chordata; Actinopteri; Blenniiformes; Blenniidae. The record is from RefSeq and is a predicted model, not a curated record.